Dalotia coriaria is the source of this 638-nucleotide messenger RNA. RefSeq names its product mitochondrial ribosomal protein L20 (gene mRpL20). The coding region runs from base 119 to 565 and encodes 148 amino acids. The record is from RefSeq and is a predicted model, not a curated record. Lineage: Eukaryota; Metazoa; Arthropoda; Insecta; Coleoptera; Staphylinidae. Gene Ontology annotation, biological process: translation; ribosomal large subunit assembly. Gene Ontology annotation, molecular function: structural constituent of ribosome; rRNA binding. Gene Ontology annotation, cellular component: mitochondrial ribosome. The transcript has 3 exons.
GUUGUCUAGUGUGAACUCAUUCCUAACCUCAUUAUAGCACGGAAUUAGGUUUUCUUCCGCAUAAAAGUUUUGCAAUCAGCGUGCGCGUAGCUAAAUAGAUUUUUCAACUAAAAAUAAAAUGGUCUUCACAACAGCGGUGAAUUUUAUACGAGCCCGAGGACCGGACGAGAUUUGGCGCAAACGACGCAUUUUCAAAUUAGCUGCACAUUUCGUCGGCAGAAAACGGAAUUGUUAUAGUAUUGCGUUAAGAUACGUGAAUAGAGCACUUGUUUAUGCUACAAAAGGGCGCAAAUUAAAGAAGGAAGACAUGGCAAAUUUGUGGGAGAAACGCGUUUCUGCUGGUUGUGAACAACAUGGAAUCACUUAUUCAAUGUUCAGAGAAUCAUUAUCCAGAGAUGGCGUUAUGUUAAACAGAAAAACCCUAGCUGAUCUAGCAUGCUGGGAGCCAUACACAUUCAAAGCCCUCACUGAUGCAGCUAAACAAAGAGCCCAAUUGGAUGGAUUAAAUGUUGCAAAACAUUUAGAGCCACCAACUGGUGUGAUUCUCAACACCAUGAAAAAGUAACUUAUGUUGUGCCUAGUCUACCUUAGUGUAUUGUAAUAUAAAUGCAUCUUUAUUAUUUCUCAAUAUGGAAAAA